Messenger RNA from Euleptes europaea (tarantolino), 1402 nucleotides. RefSeq names its product isovaleryl-CoA dehydrogenase (gene IVD). The transcript has 11 exons. Gene Ontology annotation, molecular function: flavin adenine dinucleotide binding; 3-methylbutanoyl-CoA dehydrogenase activity. The record is from RefSeq and is a predicted model, not a curated record. The coding region runs from base 1 to 1308 and encodes 435 amino acids. Lineage: Eukaryota; Metazoa; Chordata; Lepidosauria; Squamata; Sphaerodactylidae. Gene Ontology annotation, biological process: L-leucine catabolic process. Gene Ontology annotation, cellular component: mitochondrion.
AUGGCGGCUGUGGCUCUGGCAGGGAAAAGGGUCGCCGGCUGGGCCUGGCGGCGCGCCCGUGGGGGGCUUCCGCUGGUGCGGCGAGGCUGCGCCGGGGCCACUUUGGACGACACGGUGAACGGGCUGAGCGAGGAGCAGCAGCAGCUUAGACAAACCAUGAUCAAAUUUUGUCAGGAGCAUUUGGCUCCAAAGGCCCAAGAAAUUGACCAGCAGAAUGAAUUUAAAGGCAUGAGGGAUUUUUGGAAGAAGCUAGGAGAGCUGGGAGUUCUGGGAAUAACUGCUCCUGUUGAAUACGGUGGAUCUGGGAUGGGCUACCUUGACCAUGUGUUGGUGAUGGAAGAAAUUUCUCGGGUUUCAGCAGCAGUUGGACUGAGCUACGGUGCCCACUCUAACCUUUGCAUUAAUCAGUUAGUGAGAAAUGGCAAUGAAGCACAGAAAGAAAAAUACCUACCCAAGCUUAUCAGUGGAGAGCAUGUUGGAGCCCUAGCCAUGAGUGAAGCCAACUCUGGUUCUGAUGUGGUCUCCAUGAAGUUGAGGGCAGAUAAAGAAGGGGACUAUUUUGUUUUGAAUGGGAACAAGUUCUGGAUUACCAAUGGGCCAGAUGCUGAUGUUCUAAUAGUUUAUGCCAAGACAAAUGCCAACACUGUUCCAGCUUCUCAGGGUAUAACUGCAUUCAUUGUAGAGAAGGGAACGCCUGGUUUCAGCACUGCCCAAAAGCUUGAUAAGCUGGGGAUGAGAGGGUCAAAUACCUGUGAACUGGUCUUUGAGGACUGCAAGAUUCGGGCUGAGAAUGUCCUGGGGCAGUUGAAUAAAGGAGUCUAUGUAUUAAUGAGUGGCUUGGAUCUGGAGAGACUCGUGUUGUGUGGUGGACCACUGGGAAUCAUGCAGGCUGUCCUUGAUCAUGCUUUGCCUUAUUUACAUGUGAGAGAAGCCUUUGGACAGAAAAUUGGCUAUUUCCAGCUUAUGCAGGGUAAAAUGGCUGACAUGUACACCCGGUUGAUGGCAUGUCGACAGUAUACCUACAACGUAGCAAAAGCCUGUGACCAAGGACAUUUAAAUGCAAAGGUGGAAAUGGCUACAUCAAUGAUUACCCCAUGGGCCGUUUUCUGCGAGAUGCCAAGCUAUAUGAAAUUGGGGCAGGAACAAGUGAAGUGCGAAGGAUCGUCAUUGGUCGAUCAUUUAAUUCUGCCUUUAAGUAACAGCACCAGAGAAGUUGAGUUCCCCAAAGCAAGAGGCCUUGGGUCCCAAGAUUGUAAAGCGCACAAGUACUUUUCUGUUCCUGUUACGACUCUGGCUGCCUCUGUGUGACUCUUCUUGACCUUUAGCUCUCUCUACACGUGCUGCUACAUUUUUCUAAGAAUAUGAUUACAUUGCACUGGAACAGACUGGGCACUCCAGGUGG